Colletotrichum scovillei is the source of this 4768-nucleotide messenger RNA. RefSeq lists its product as uncharacterized. NCBI's taxonomy places the organism in Eukaryota, Fungi, Ascomycota, Sordariomycetes, Glomerellales, Glomerellaceae. The transcript has a single exon. The record is from RefSeq and is a predicted model, not a curated record. The coding region runs from base 2231 to 4375 and encodes 714 amino acids.
CCAAGAUCUUCAAACACCUUACUUUGAUCUCGCCAAGUCCAACAUCCCAAAUCUUAUCAUCCCCUUUUUUGGUGGUUUUCCCUUUUUGCGCUUCAUCCGCUGCUUGGGUUUUUCUUUUUGCUUGCCGCUGCCACUGCCUCACAUACACACCAUCUGGCAUCCACCCCGCGUCUUGUCCUCCCUGUCUACGGAUAGUACCCUUUUCGCAGGAAGCUACCCGUCGUCUUCCCUGUUCACGGAGUAUUCCCAUUGCAGAUUGCAGAAACAACACGCACGCCAUACACCACACACCACACAUACGCACACAAAGACCCCGAAAAACCACCUUAGACCAUACACGCCAAUUGCACCUUAUUCUGCAACCUGCGGCCUGCCAUUGUUUCUCUCAGUCUCUUGGCCAUCCAUCACCCCGGCCCUUUCGCCCACCUGACCCCGAAAACCACCACACACACAACCAUCUCUCCCUCUCUCCUCCAAUCCAAAGCAGCCGGGACGACGCGGCCAGAGUACGGAUACGCAUUGACGAGCAAUUCUACCACAAACGACCACCAAGAGAUUCACCGCGACCAAACGCCCGCGACUCUCUCCUGGCGAGACGGAUAUCCAUAAUCCCACGCACCCAGUCAACAACCCACCCACUCUUACCGCAUACUGAGCUGCAUGCUGCCUACUGCGCGCGCCCACUUACGGAUACUCUCUUCUCCUCUCCGCCCUGUCUCCCUUUCUCUAUGAGGGUCUCUCAAUUAUCCAUCAGUCCAUCAAUCAAUCAGCCAUCUCGCGCCCACUUCUUCCCCUCUCAGUCAGACGCUUCUCCCGACCUCCUGCUUCCACGAAAAGCUCCCGCUGUCCGACACCUCCUCGUCGCGCGCUGAGCUGACUGGAGCUGUAAUACCGCAACUCUUCUUUCGGGUCUUCUAGCAAACGAGAAGCAUCCACACCACACCACACAGGCACACACACACACACACACACACCAGCACCACGGACAAAUACCUAGGUACCCUACCUUACCUAUUGCCUACACACACACCUCUCAGGCCCGCACCACAUUCCACGUCCCACACCCACACCCGUCUACACCUCCCGCGGCAACGGCAGCACCAUCAAGGCGGUAAAGGGAUUUGCCUGCCCUUGACCAAAGAAAACUGGCCAACUGACCUCCCCUAGUCACGGCCUCUACCCGUCGCCACCUAUUUGGUCGCCUUUCCUCCCAGGUCUUCCCAGAACCCGUCCCAGCAGCAACAAGUCAGGUCUCCCCCAGCUCAAUACUUGACCACGUAUCCAUACUGGGUACCCGUACCUUUCUACCGUACUGCCCACCGUACGGAGCAGACGCACACAUCGGCAAAGGAGACAAGAGCGCUCAAGCCCUCAGCCUCUGAAAAUCCUGAAUUUCAUCCCACCUUGGUCCUCCAACUGCCAAGAAUACUCCCGGAACCUGUUAAAGUUCCUCGCUGUCCGACCAUCUAUCCCAGCGCCCUCUCGCCCGUUAUCCUUCCUCUCUCUCUCUCUCCCUUCCCUCACAUCACUCACACGUACGGUACGGAUACUCAACGAGUCUACCAUCCUUUCCGUCUGUUUUCGCCAUUUCCCUGCGCCACGCUAGGCCCGACGUCAUCUGCUCGCCCAGCACACACCAAUCCUUGUACCCACGCCCACACGUCCACGGCCACACUCACGCUCGCCCUUUUCAUCUGGGAUCUGCGCGCACGCCGAUUUAGUUAUUCUUGUACCCCCAAGGACCCUGAAUCAUCGCACUACCGCGCCUCACAUUGAGGCAACGCCCGGUCAUCCUAUAAUCUCCCUCAUCUGCCCCGGCAACUACUACAACUACUACACACAUCAACUGUUUUCCUCGAGAUGUCAGUUCUGUUCUUAUAGCACAACGGUCCCUAGGGACACGACUUGAUCUGCAGCACUUGUCUUUCGAGACGAUCUUCAGCUGCACGUCCUCUUGAGGGCACCAACUCUCAUCAACCUAUCCAUACAACAAAACAACACCAACUACCACUACUACUCGGAGAAGCUUCUCGCAAGCAAUCUCGCGAUUACUACUACAGCUGUUACUACUACCAACAGCUCUUACGAAGUCGAUCUUCGACCGGUUGCGCCUGCUAGAAGCAUCGUUGAACGACUUGGCCUGGAAUUAUCAACCAUUCGCCACACCUCGAGCCGAGAGCCCGAAAUCACCCCCUGCACCCAACCUCGACCAACAUCACACCUCUCCACCAUGACGCACCGAACAACACAACACGACGCUGCGACGUCAAACGUCCUGGCCUGGUCAACACAUUGCGCAAAUAUGCCCUCCAUGGUAGAAGACGAGUCCGCCGACGUCGAUGAGCCACCGGAAACGCAACUCCCCAUUUCUCCCAUCACCAGCAUGUUCAAGCGGAACCCCAUCAGACGCACCACCCUCGACCACAACGCCUCUCUCUUGACCAAGGCGCUCCACAGCCCUUCCGAGGAUGAGGACCCCGAGACCCGCCCGGGUAUGUCCUUCUUUGCCCGUCGUCGCUCCAUGGCCAGCAACAUCAGCUUGGCCUCCACUGCCGACUUGACGAGCGAUACUGGCUUGACCAGCCCGUCCCGCGCCAACACUCCCAGCCCACCCCUUCCCGAGAUGCGUCUUUUGAACAUCCACGACGAGCCUGCCAAGGAGGCACCCAAGAAGCGUUGCAUCCAGUUCGCCUGCGCGGCGAAGCCCAGCAAGCCCGUUGAGCCUAUCCGCAGCCAGCCCAUGGUCAAGGCACCUUCUGCCCAGGAGCCUCAGCGAAGAUCUUGCAUCAAGUUCGCCUGCCCCGUCCCUCAGCGUCCUGCUUCGACGCAAAACACGCCUCCCCAGCGAUUGGAGAUGGCAGCCGCCAGACUUCAAGCACCUGCGCCGGCGACAGCUCGCAAGACCCGUUCGAGGUCUCCCAGACCCACACUCGCUCCUCCCCAGGUUGAAGUCUCUGUCAAGUCUCCCACCACCAAGAAGUACAUCACCGCCAACCCCUCCGACUUGAACAAUGAAUCGUCUCAAUUCCACGAGUUUGCCAGCGACAUUCCCCGCGAGGACGACUGGAUCCGUCAGGCCUUUUCAUCUCAGGGACGUCGCAUUACCAUUGACGACACUCUGAAGAAGGAGAACGCCAUUCGUAAGCUUGCUACUGAGGCGGAAGAGGAGGCUGAGCAGGAGGAGGAGGACUUGGCCACCGCCAUUGACGAUGAUGAGGACCUCGACAACCUUGAUGACGCCGACGACGAUGAAGAUGACUGCGAGGACGACGACGAGGAGGACGAAGAUGAUGAGGACGAAGAUGAGGACGACGCUUCUGAUGAGGAUGACAAUUCUGAUGGCUACAAGACGGACGAGGAAACCGGAUUCGCCGAUUCCGAGGAGGAAGAGGAAGACGAUGAUCUCCGCUUGUGGACUCCUGGCCGCUCAACCAUUCAGAACAUUGACAGCACUCCCAUCGCCCGCAGACCCUCCCUGCCCGAGCAACUUUCAGAUUCGUCCAUUGCCUCUCACAGCAGCCUCCGCGCCCGACGUGGCCGGGCUCAGCGCAUCAAGAUCCGCCCUGGCACGCCUGAGCUUCCCGACAGCACUGACUUCGUCUGCGGCACUCUCGAUGAGGACCGUCCCAUGGAAGAUGCCUACAUGUCUUGCUUGGCCGCUCGCAGACGCGAGAAGCUGCAGUUGAUUCCCCAGGACAUCGACCCCAGCUUUCCUGCUUCGGACCCAGAGGACGAGGGCGAGGAAGAGAUCUACAACCCCGUCCACCACAGCAGUGAUGAUGAGAUGUUCUUCCACGGCAAGAUGGAGGAUCUGCACCACAAGAACGACCGAAGCCGUCGCCAGAAGAAGGCGGAGCACACUCCUCCCAAGCGCUUCCACUCCCCCCCGCCCAUCAAGCGUCGUGCCUCUCCCGCUCCCAAGAACCGUGGCCGCUCCCCUCGCCGCCUCUUUGACGGUCCUUCCCCCCGUCGCUUGAGAUCCCCGGCUCCUCAGAUGCUGAAGUCUCCUCCCGCGUCUCCUCGCAAUGGACACGGCGCCAUUACUUUCAAGACCUUGGCAUCUCGCCCUGGUCUCACCGUUACCAAGUCUCUUCCUCGUCCUCCUUCCAUGUUCCCCCACAUGGCCAAGGGACGUCGCUCCAAGGCUCCUGCCAACGAUCUGCAUAUCCGCGGCGCCAUUGACAUCGUCAAGGGCUUGGAGCGCAAGCGACAGCGUCGCAAGGAAAAGUUUUAUCAAAAGUACUGCAAUCGCGCUCGUAAGGGACAAGUCCCCGAGCGCAAGCCUCAGCGCGGCCUCGGCUGUGAGCGUAUGAGGGAAUUGGGCUUGCUCAUGGCCGGCAAGAUCGACCAGGGCAACUACGUCCUCUCUGUUUAGAGAAGUGCCUACAACUACAUUGGGCGGAGUUUUUGAUUUGCAUUUACAGCGAGACCACAAGAAUUGUUUCGCAAGGCGUUUAGCAUCGGACGGUGCAUGGCAUGGUGGACUUCAUGACAUAUAUGAGACUAUUUCCCACGUCCUUUAUUUUCUUGGAUUGUACAUAUCACAUUUUUUUAUACCGGAGCGUCCUCGAUGGACGAGGGCUCUGUGCCUACAUGGACUUUCGCUUCAUUUUCUUUUCUUCAUCAUUUUGGGAGUCCAGCGGCAUCUGGACUUGGAGCACGAAUACCCCCUGGAAUAGCGUGUAUGAAGGCUUGUAUGGUUGUCGAGCAAACACAUAGCAUUAGGUAGCCUGAUCAACAACUGCAUUCCUGCGAGAUAUCGCAGACC